AUGCCUCUUAGAGGAAAACAGACAGAUGAAGGUGUUUUAUUAGAUUUACUGAACUUAAGAAUCGAUUCUGGCGACGACAAGUUAAGGAGUCAUCUGGAAAAAUGUCGCCGCAAUGCUGUUUACACAUCGCCAAAAAUACAAAAUGAUUUCAUAAAUUUGUGUGGCGAUGUUAUUAAGGAGAAUAUAAUAACUGAGAUUAAAAAAGCGACGUUUUAUGUAGUCUUGGCUGAUGAAACAGCUGACAUAGCUGGGAAGGAACAGCUAUCAAUAGGCGUGCUGUUCUACGACGAAAGAAAAGUGAUAAUCCGGGAAGAAUUUGUAGGUUUUAUAGAACUGAAGUCACAAAAUGCCUCUUCAAUCGCCGAAGCAAUUGACAUUUUCUUGAUCAGUAAUAAUCUUCCAGCAGAAGACUGUGUAGGAUUUGGCUUCGAUGGCUGUUCUACAAUAGCAUGUAGAGUGAGUGGUGUACAAGCCAUUUUAAUAAAGAAAUAUUAUCGAGCAUCAUACGUUCAUUGCUCAAGCCACAAACUCAUCCUUGUGGUGAACGACGCAAACGCAGUGCCGGAAAUUAGGAAUACUGUUGCCACUGUGAAAGACACUAUAAACUUUUUUAGAGAAUCGAGUACACGUUGGAAAUACGCUCCCAAUUUAACAAGAAUGUGUGAGACGAGAUGGUCUGAAAAAUAUAAAUCCAUCAGACUAUUUUCUCAAAAUUUCCCAGAGGUUGUGAGAGCUCUAGAAAAAUUGUCUACUGUGGGAAAUUACGCAAUGAGGAAAUCUGCGUAUCAGUUGCAUUCAGCCAUUACCAAACCAGAAUUCAUCUUAUCGUUACAAACAAUAGCCAGAUACUCAGCAGUUUUGGAACCAGUAGCUAAUGUCCUGCAGUCUAAGUCUGUAGAUAUGAUCGCGGUGAGGGAACACAUCAGAGGAAUCCUUGACAUGCUCAGUAUUGAUCGAAAGGAAGCAGACAAACUAGCGAAUUACUUGCAAUAG
This is a messenger RNA of Schistocerca cancellata (South American locust), 993 nucleotides long. RefSeq lists its product as uncharacterized. The transcript has a single exon. Bases 1 to 993 code for a protein of 330 amino acids. The record is from RefSeq and is a predicted model, not a curated record. Lineage: Eukaryota; Metazoa; Arthropoda; Insecta; Orthoptera; Acrididae.